Aureobasidium musti is the source of this 6900-nucleotide messenger RNA. The record is from the annotation of a GenBank genome assembly. Lineage: Eukaryota; Fungi; Ascomycota; Dothideomycetes; Dothideales; Saccotheciaceae.
UCUGAGCUCGAGAUGGUUCAGCUAAGGCGGGCGAGGGGUCUGCUUGGAGCUCUGCUCUUGUGCAGUCUACGACUCGCACAAUCUCUGAGAUACGAUCCUAGUGAGACAGACUGGAACCUCAAUAUCAAUCAAGCUGCAACUAGUCCUCUGGAGUACUCGGGAACAUGGGAAGAUCAUACAUUUCAACCAUCCCCCGAAAAUUGGCGAUUCCCGUUUUAUACGCUAUUCCUCGAUCGAUUCGUCAAUGGUGACCCGUCUAACGAUGACAUUAACGGCACGCUGUUCGAACAAGAUAUCAUGGGCACUACAAUGCGCCAUGGAGGAGAUUUGGCAGGAUUGGUGGACACCCUGGAUUACAUUCAAGGCAUGGGCAUAAAGCCGGAACACCAUUCAUCAAUAUGCCAUGGAAGUCAGAUGCCUACUCUCCAAUUGACUUCACACUACUCGACCACCAUUUUGGCAACAUCGCGGAAUGGAGAGCGGCUAUCGAGGAGAUUCAUCGACGUGGAAUGUAUAUACUCCUCGAUAACACGUUCUCGACGUGAGUAUAGCAAUUUCAUCGAUACAAACAAAGCUUUGCUGACCAUCUNNAUGGCUGAUCUAAUCGGUUUCGAUGGGUACCUCAACGAGUCUACGCCUUUCGUCCCUGAAGAACAUGAAGUCGUCUGGAAGACCGAGCGACGAUACCCUGACUUUGCAUUUGGCAAUACGAAAACCUCGACAUGCGAGUUGCCUCGCUUCUGGGACGAGAGUGGUAGCCUGGUUCAGAAAGGAUCCGAUUCAGAUAAGUUCUCUGCAGCCUUCAAUGACUUGUCCUCGCUUGGAAGCUGCUUUGACAGCGAUUUUGACCAGUAUGGCGAUACAGAAGCCUUCGGUGUUUUCCCUGAUUGGCAGAGACAGCUUUCAAAGUUUGCAUCUGUGCAAGACAGAUUGCGCGAGUGGAAGCCCUCGGUCCUCGACAGACUCAAGCACCUACACUGUCUUACCAUUUCCAUGCUCGACAUCGAUGGUUUCCGUAUCGAUAAAUCCACACAAGCUACAGUCGAUGCGUUGGCAGAUUUCAGUCAGUCGAUUCGCGAGUGUGCUCGAAACAACGGCAAAGACAAUUUCCUGAUAGCUGGAGAGAUCACUGGAGGCAACAACUUUGGCUCAAUCUACCUGGGUCGAGGCCGAGAACCUGAUCAAAAGAUCAGUGACCUCGGAGACGCUGUCAAAACCAGUAAUGAAUCAGACGACAAGAUCUUCCUGCGCGCAGCGGGUAAGAAUGCUCUUGACGCUUCGGCUUUUCACUACAGCGUGUACCGCCAGUUACAGCGCUUCCUGGGUAUGGAUGGCAACCUGACAGUGGGAUACGACAUUCCGAUGAACUUCGUAGAUGGCUGGAAUAACAUGUUGUUAACCAACGACCUUGUCAAUCCGAACACUGGGAAAUUCGAUCCCAGACACCUCUAUGGCACAAGUAAUCAAGAUGUCUUCCGCUGGCCGACUAUCAAGAAUGGAACGCAGAAGAUGCUGCUUGGUCUGUUCAUGACCACUCUACAUAUGCCAGGCGUACCACUGCUCAACUGGGGUGAAGAGCAAGCACUUUACACGCUCGAUAAUACGGCUUCCAAUUACGUGUUUGGACGACAACCAAUCUCAUCAUCGCUUGCAUGGCAGACACAUGGUUGCUAUAAGCUUGGCUCAGACAUCUUUAAUGACUUCCCCAUCGAUGCAGGUGCCAAUGGCUGCAACGAUGAUGGAGUAUCUCAGGACCACAGAGAUCCUACACACCCCGUUCGCAACAUCAUAAAGUCAUUCUAUCAUCUGAGGACCAAGAAUCCAAUUCUCAAUGACGGAUGGCUCCUGCAGUCGCUUUCGAACCAGACACAUGAUGUCUACCUUCCCGGAUCAAAUGGUACUGCGACUGAACUUGGCAUGUGGAGUGUGAUGCGCAAUCAGUUUUUCAAUGGCGUGCAGAAUCUCACUGGCACGGCCGAUGCAAAACCAGCAGUCUGGCUUGUCUAUCAAAACGAGAACCAUACUGUUGACUAUACUUUUGAUUGUUCAUCCAACGAUACAGCCCUGAUUUCGGUGUUCGAUGAAGAAGAGGAAGUUCGAAACCUGCUCAGUCCAUACGACACCCUGACUCUCAAGCGGGGCCCCAAANAGCUCGGGAUCGAUGGCUCAGAGAAAUUCAAUGGCUGCCUCGACAAGCUUACCAUGGAACCAUGGGAUUUCAGAGUCUACGUUCGCAAAGCAGAUUGGAUCGAGCCCGCACCAAUGCUGACUAGAUUCAGCCCUGGUCACGAUGCGCGUAUCUUGUCUAAAGUCAACCCAGGUGAGAAAGAGUCCGUUGAUGUCGAGUUGCAAUUCUCCCAAGAAAUGGACUGUGACUCCAUCACAAAGAACAUCGUAGUCACCUCAACCACCGCGGAUAAAAGUAGUCCUGGAAUUGAUACAAAGAGUGUUGUCUGCAGCAAGAUACAGGAUCCCAACCCUCCACCUUACAUUGGUGCCAUCACUUCAGCAUGGAGCUGGAAGGCUACCCUGAUCGACGUAUCCAAUGGUGUGCACAGUUUGACCAUUCAGAAUGCCUCAACAACCGAUGGCAUAUCUACUGGAUCUACAGACCAUGUUUUCUUCCGUAUUGGUUCAGCCGAAAAUCCUAUCGUCUUCCCUCGUACUGCAAACUACAGCAGCAACGUACUCUCCAAGGGCUCUAAUGGAGAUCUGCUUGUGUCGCAUCAAGCCGCCGGGGCUAAUAAAUGGCGCUACUCGACCAACUGGGGAUCUACCUGGAGCGAUUGGCAAAACUACGAUGGCACUAACUCAACCGUGAAGAAACAACCUUGGUCUGGUACGAAGCGUCAAAAGUGGACAGGGGACCAUAUCGUACUUCAAUACUGGAAUCGUGCAAUUGGAAGCAGUACUCACCUUCAGCACGCUGAUAUCGACCAAAAACAAGCGCCUCGACGAUUCCCUCACCUCUUUGCGAACGGCGAAUUCAAUCAAUUUGGAUUCGAUGGCGGCUUAAGGAACGCUUUCAAAAUGGUUGACGAUGCGUGGGACUUCCAUCUCAUGACCGAAUGGCCUCACAAAGUUCAGGUCAACGUUUGGGGCAUGAAUCCUGAUGGUCAACCGGACCAGUCUUUCAUCUAUGGCGACAUCGAUAACGAUACUGUUCUCGACCGCCUACCGCCUGACGCUCUAAGUCCUGCUCUCAUCAACAUGACUGAUCUUCCUCCCAGCCCCUACCUGGCCUACAAGAUCAGUAUCGACGAUGCCAGCUACAAGUACAAGCUCAUACCUGCUGGCAGUCGAUUCAUCCAGGUCCUCGUUUUCGCUCUUCUCUGGUCUCUCCCCGUCUUGACUGGCGCCAUCAGUAUCUGGACGUACAUGGGCGCUUUCUACGGAGUCAAAUUCAACAAGAUUGGACUUCCUAUGCCUAAAGGCAUGCCAUCGUUCUGGAAGCGUCACAAGUUCAGCAAGUUGGCGGAUGACGAUGUGGAAGAAGUCGGUCAUCGUAUGAGGCCAUUGUUCUUGAGCAAGUCACACCAACGAUACGACUCUGGUGCGUCAGGCAUCACCAUAGCUGCUGCUAAGGACAAGAGACGUAAAGUCAUCAUUGCCACGAUGGAGUACGACAUUGAGGACUGGAGUAUCAAAGUCAAGAUUGGAGGAUUAGGGGUUGCCGAGCCUAUGGUUGUGACAAUCCUUGGAAACCCAUACGAGAUUCAAGUACAAUACCAUCAACUGAACAACAUCACUUACGUCCUAUUGGAUGCACCUGUAUUCAGGAAACAGACCAAAACAGAACCAUAUCCACCGCGCAUGGAUGAUCUGGAUUCUGCCAUUUACUACAGUGCUUGGAACGCUUGUAUUGCUGAAGCGAUCAAGAGAUUUGAGCCAGAUAUCUACCACAUCAACGGACUAUGGCCCAUGAGAACAGAGAAGGAGUCAGACGAAGUAUCGCGUGUCUACAACCUGGAUAAAGAAACCAUCCAAAAAUAUGUGCAAUUCGGCGAAGUGUUCAAUCUACUACACGCCGGCGUGAGCUAUUUGAGAGUUCACCAAAAGGGCUUCGGCGCUGUUGGUGUAUCUAACAAAUAUGCAAUUUUCUGGGGUCUCAAAGAGAUUGGCAAGUUGCCGAAUCCUGAUCCAUCCGAUACAGCUCCCUGGAGUCGUGAGGAGGAAGCAAACCAGGUCAUCAAAGUGGACCCAGCAUACGAAGCCUCGCGAGGCGAACUGCGCAAACAAGCUCAAGAAUGGGCUGGCCUCGAAGUUGAUCCUACUGCUCAACUCUUUGUGUUCGUUGGCCGAUGGAGCAACCAAAAGGGUGUUGACUUGAUUGCCGACGUCUUCCCAGCCAUCCUUGAGAAGCACAAGAAUGUUCAGCUUAUCUGCGUUGGACCUGUGAUCUUUGCAGCGCUCAAGCUGGGUGUCAUGAUGAAGAAAUAUCCGAAGCGCGUCUACUCAAAACCAGAAUUCACUGCUUUGCCUCCACCCUUCGGUUUAGUUGCAGUCGAAUUCGGUCGUAAGGGUGCCCUUGGUGUUGGUGCGAGGAUGCCUGGAUGGUGGUUCACCGUGGAGUCAACAACCACAGCCCACUUGAUGCACCAGUUCAAGUCUGCUAUCGAAGAUGCUCUGGCGGCAACCACAGAAACCAAAGCUAUGAUGAGAGCGAGAUCAGCCGUGCAAAGAUUCCCUGUUCAGAAGUGGGUCGAGGACCUUGACAAACUCCAAAGCACAGCCAUUCGCAUCCAUCAGCGAGAAGCAAACUACGGACUACAGCCAGCGAGAAGGCCCGUCUCGAACUUCGGCAACGAUUCGAACAUCUCUCUAGCUCGGUCCAGAGACGCCAGUCCAAGUGCUGGUUCGGUCUACGAAACUAGACCGCGCACAAGUCCUUCGCCAUCCAAUCUGAAUCGCACUCUGUCUCUAGGCUCGAGAGCAGGACCUGGUCAUCAUGGCAGAACUCCUCGCGUACAGGUCACCGAUGCCUAUAUCCCUGAAGACGACGAUGAUCCGUUCGGCAGCGAUUACAGCGAAGACAUGGAAGAAGAGACAAUCACUCGUGAGGAGGCUGACACAUUCACGAGGGAAUCAGACAGAGCAGAUGCUUUAGAGCAACUUGAGGGUAAAGGAGUGGAAACGAUCAGAAGGGCAAGCGCUGAUAGCCUUCUCCCGACCGCUGAACCACGAGACCGCUCAUCUUCUCGCUUGAGCAAUUCCUCGAGGCUGAGCACAUCCUCGCAACUCGACUUGACGACUGUCAUUGGUGACAAGAGAGACUACAGCUUACAGCAAAUCGAGCUCAAUUUUGACGAUAAGACUGGCGAAUACUACCGUGCCUUCGAGGCAAUGCUGGAAAAGCUCAAUGGCAAGACGUCCGAAAAAUAUCUCUGUAUAGAAGAGUAUCUUGUAGAGAGCGAANAAACCUGGUUCAAGAAGUACCGCGAUGCUAAAUUGGGUAGAUCACGCGACCGAAGUUCGACUGGCAAACACCAUGGCAAUAGACUGAGUGUAUCGCACGUCUCCAGGGCGUCUUCAGUCGACGCUGACGAACGCAUGAGUGUUGGCGAAGGCUCAAUGGAAGACUUCCUGCUUGGCGACAACUACCAGCGACCUUCACUCGUCAAACGCUGGAUGCUUACCCGACUUGGUGAUUGGCCUCUGUAUUCGUUCUUGCUCGCUCUUGGACAGAUCAUGGCCGCGAACAGCUACCAAAUCACAUUACUGACUGGUGGAGAGGAUCCAAAGCCAUCGAUGAUCUACACAAUCGGCGGAAUCUACAUUGCAGCUUCUGUUGUCUGGUGGCUUCUCUUCCGGUCGAUGAAGGCUCGAUUUGUUCUUUCUGUGCCUUUUGUCAUGUACGGGAUAGCGUUCCUCUUCGUCGGGAUGGCACCAUUCCUUCCUAAGGGCGCUGGUAGGAACUGGAUGCGUAAUGUGGCAGACGGUGUUUAUGCAGCUGCUUCGGCUAGUGGAAGUCUUUACUUCACGCUCAACUUUGGUGAUGAGGCAUGUAUCAUCCAGGGCACUCAACAACUGUAUAUCACGGGCCUGUUCUACUGGGGACGCACAAUCAUGGAAGCCACGCCAAAACAAAAAAUUGAGAAGAAUACGCUCUCAUCUUCGCCCAUCAUGGCUGCUAUCACACUCCCGAUUGCAGCUCUCUUGUGGCUGGUCGCGCUUACCUUAUUCACUAGCUUACCGGCCUACUACCACCAGCGGCCUGGAAAGAUCCCAAGCUUCUACAAGACUCUUGCUCGUCGCAAGCUCAUAUCUUGGUUCUUUGUCGCAGUCAUUUUGCAAAAUUACUUCCUCUCUUCACAAUAUGGAAGGUCCUGGCAGUACCUCUGGAUUUCGAAAUAUGCUCCUGUUUGGGUAGUUGCAAUCUUGGUUCUUGUCUUUNUCAUCGUCGUCUGGUCUUUGAUGCUGUAUGUCUUCAGUAGACUCAGCAAGAGCCAUAGCUGGAUCUUGCCAAUUUUCGCAAUCGGCCUGCUAGCUCCUCGCUGGGCGCAACAAUGGUGGGGUACUUCUGGCUUUGGACUCUGGCUUCCUUGGAUGCCAGGUGGUGCCGAAGGAGGUGCUAUUGCUGGCAGAGCUCUCUGGCUCUGGUUAGGUGUCUUGGAUGCUGUGCAAGGUGUCGGCUUUGGCAUGAUGCUGUUGCAGACUCUUACACGUAUUCAUAUUGGUGUGACGCUGAUCUCAGCACAGGUGCUAGGUACGGCUGUCACGCUUAUUGCGAAGGCGACCGCACCGAACAGAGAUGGCCCUGGAGACGUGUUCCCUGAUCUUAGCGCUGGAGUGAUAAAUGCGAUCAGUAAGCCUUGGUUCUGGAUUGCUUUGGCUUGUCAGCUUGUCAUUCCGAUUGGCUUCUUCAAGUUCUUCAGGAAGGAACAGCUCUCUAAGCCUUGA